Molecule: messenger RNA, 264 nt
Organism: Arctia plantaginis
Lineage: Eukaryota; Metazoa; Arthropoda; Insecta; Lepidoptera; Erebidae
Source: the annotation of a GenBank genome assembly
AUGAAGAGAGAACGCUCUCGGGCACUAGUGAAGGGAGUGAGGACAUGGCAAAAGCCAUCAUCCCUCCAGGUACACUCCAACUUUGAGAAGCAGUUUUCUUCACAAGACAAUGCCAGGAAGGAGGAGUUCCAAGAGACCCUAUCCGGGUCACCCAGCGCUGAACAAGCUCUAGAAGUGCCACCUCAACAGCAGGCAAGUGAAACUACACGAACACCACGUUUUAAACGCAACCGGCCUAUGGUCAACUACAAAUUGUUUUAUUAG